Molecule: messenger RNA, 1993 nt
Organism: Polychytrium aggregatum
Lineage: Eukaryota; Fungi; Chytridiomycota; Chytridiomycetes; Polychytriales
Product: peptidase S28
Exons: 6
Coding region: 39-1586 (515 amino acids)
Biological process (GO): proteolysis
Molecular function (GO): dipeptidyl-peptidase activity; serine-type exopeptidase activity
Source: RefSeq, a predicted model, not a curated record
CUCUCCCCGACCCCGGUCCUGCUCGCUUCAUCACAACAAUGGUCUCCUGGAGCGUCUCCAAGCUUGUCGCCCUUGCCCUGGCUCCCAGCGCCGUCCUCGGCAACAUCAUCCUCCAGCAGGCUCAGCGCGAGCAGUACGAGGCUCAGCUGCGAGAUCUCCUCUCUGGUGGUCCUGCCACUGACUCGUUCAUCGGCAACGAGCCCCUGUGGAUCGACCAGAGCCUCGACCACUUUGACUCCUCCAACAACCAGACUUUCCGCCAGAAGUACUAUGUCAACGACCAGUUCUACAAACCCGGCGGCCCCGUCUGGUUCUUUGUUGGCGGCGAGUCUGCUCUCGACCCUUACUGGACCACUUCCAACCGCACCCUCCAGUACACCAUGGCCCAGCAGACCAACGGUCUGAUUGUCGCUCUCGAGCACCGCUACUACGGCGACUCCAACCCCUUCAGCGACUACUCCAGCGAGCACCUCCGCUUCCUCGCCUCGGAGCAGGCCGUCGAGGACGCCGCCAUCUUUGCCAAGAACUACACUGCCUCCAACAACCUCCCCUCGUGCACCAAGUGGAUUCCCGUUGGUGGCUCGUACCCCGGCAACCUGGCUGCCUGGUUCCGUGAGAUCCACCCCGAAGUCUUCUGGGCCGCCCACUCGUCGUCCGGCCCCCUGACCGCCAAGGCCGAUUUCUGGGAGUACUCGUACGCCGUCCGUGAGGGCAUUCCCAAGAUCGCCGGUGGUUCGCAGACCUGCACCGACAACAUCAUCCGCGCCACCAGCCUCUUCGACCAGGCCAUCAAGAAGGAUCCCACUGGCACUCGCCAGUACCUCGGCUUCGGCAACGUCGAUCUCGAUGGUGAUGUCGGUGGCUAUCUUCCCAGUAACACCCUCGCCGGCUCUAUCCAGUACGGACCUGUCGGCCAGAACUUCAACACCAGUGUCAGCGAAAUUGACUUCCUCUGCUCUGGCAAGUACUUCCCCUCCUUCGCCGAUCCCAACGCCACCGAUGACCAGAUCUGGGCCGAUCUCCAAACCUACACCUUUGCUACCCUCGAAAGCUUUGGUGUCACUCCCAACAAUGAUACCGAGCUCUACUCGGUUCAAACCAAGUCCCUCCAGGACCCCGCCAGCAGCAGCCGUCUCUGGUACUGGCAGACCUGCAAGGAGUUUGGCUACUUCCAGAACGCCGAGCACGUUGACGCCCCGAUCUACUCCAAGACCAUCGAUCUGACCUACCAGCAGAUUGGCUGCGGUAUCGUCUUUGGCGAUGCCAACUCUGUCCCCGACACCACCAAGACCAACGACCUCUACAAGGCCACUGAUAUCAAGACCGACCGCAUUGUCUUUGUCAACGGUGCCAUCGACCCCUGGCACUGGCUUGGCAUCUUCAACCGCACCUCGACCCCUGCCCAGCCCACGUUCUUCCACGACCAGUUCCACUGCGGCGAUCUGUUUGUCCCUCUCCGCAGCGACACUCCCCUCCUCCGCCAGGUCAAGCUCGGCGUCCAGGCCACCUGGCUCGAGAUCCUCAAGGCCGACACCUGCCCCUCUGAGGUCAACAAGCCUUACAAGUGUGUCCCCAUCAAGAACUAAAUGCCUGCCACAACUCGGUGCCUGAUUCUGGUUGACUCUGGUGCCCAACUCCCGCUCCACCGAGGGAGAUUCUCGUAGAUUCUAGAGUCGUCGCCUGCCUGUCUCUUGUUCUCUCGCUCUCUCGCUCUCUCGCUCUCGCCGUCCAUCCGCUUCGUCCACCUUCCCCGUCCUCGGAUUCUAUGUUCCUCCUCCUCCCUCCGCCUCCUCCCUCCACCCGCCAGCCGAGUGCUAUGACCCAACCGUGCUCCAUCUAUUUUGUAAUUCCAAAGAGCUGUCUAUGAAAGUAUAUAUUGAUAGCUGGCAAUUCUUGUUCUCCAAACUCUUGGCGGACAAUGUGUUGAGAAACCAAUGGAGAAAUACCUUUCUCUUCUCAGACUCAACACGCCGUCAUUCGAUCAUAUCACACA